GGCAACGCUGGUAUCCGCGCCGUUGAAAGGGCGAAGCGUUGGCGGGAACAGCGCAUGCGCUUUGGGGGAGAUAGUUGGAGAGAAGUGGUACUAGUUGGUGGUGAAGGGAGGGUAUUUUGCUGCGUCACCAGCCUCUGGGAAGUCGCCGUUGAGUGAAAAGGAGGGAGCGCGCGCGGGCGCGCGGUGCUUUGUGGGUAGCAGGCCUCUCAGCCUUUGAGCCUGGAGAAGAAGCCGCUGCCGCCGCCGCCACUGCCUCGUCCUUGCCGAAAGUCCCCCCCCGUCCUGCCUUCGUUUCUCCGGCGGAGCCCUUCGCAGAUACAGGGACCGGGGGAAAACAAACGGAGAAAAGAGAGUUGAGAUAAGGGAGCACGAGCCGGAGCCCCUGACGCCAUUCGCCAUGCAGCCAGCUUCUGCGAAGUGGUAUGACCGAAGGGACUAUGUCUUUAUUGAAUUUUGUGUUGAAGACAGUAAGGAUGUUAAAGUAAAUUUUGAGAAAUCCAAACUUACGUUCGGUUGUCUUGGAGGAAAUGAUAACUUCAAGCAUUUAAAUGAAAUUGAUCUUUAUAAUUCUAUUGAUCCAAAUGAAUCCAAGCAUAAAAGAACCGACAGAUCUGUCUUAUGUUGUUUACGAAAAGGAGAAUCUGGCCAAUCAUGGCCACGGUUAACAAAAGAGAGAGCAAAGCUCAAUUGGCUCAGUGUGGACUUCAACAACUGGAAAGACUGGGAAGAUGACUCUGAUGAAGACAUGUCCAAUUUUGAUCGCUUUUCUGAAAUGAUGAACAACAUGGGUGGUGAUGAAGAUGUAGAUUUGCCUGAAGUAGAUGGAGCAGAUGAUGAUUCACCAGACAGCGAUGAUGAAAAAAUGCCAGACCUGGAAUAAGAAGGAAAAAAAUGGCAUCUUUGGGGGCUUGGUGGAAAGAACUUCAUCACAACAUUUCAUAAUUGAGAUAAGAAUUCCUGAGUUGAUAGCUCUACAGGCAGAAAAAGCAUCCUUUAAUUCAUCUUCAACCUAUUUUAAGCAGCUUCACUGAUCGGUGCGUACCAUUGUUCAGGGCAGUCGUAAUCUACGUGAGGCAAUAAUGAUAUGCAUGAACAUUUUCCAGACUUUUCAAAAACCAAACAAAAGAAACCAAUUGAGGUUUAGGCAAUCGAAACAAAACAGUUGCAAUAAAAGGGUUUACAGCUCCUCUUUGCCUCAUCAUAAAAUACUACAAUGGGAAAACUCUCAAUUUACAUAAAGUGGUAAAUUUGUGCUUUCCCCCUCACAUUGUGGACUGCAGAUAACUUAAGUUUCAGAUUUUAUACCUGGAACAGAACUGUCUGAAGCAAUGUUUUAAUUGGCUUUCAAAAUUAAACUGGUAACAUGCUGUACCUCUAGGGGUGUCUUUAGGGUAUGUUCCACUAAUGUUUAAUGCUCUUCACUUUGUUGUAUUUAAUCACUAGUUAGUGUUCAAAAUAUCCUAGCUAAAACUAUCAACCCCUGAAACUUAACAUAGGUGAAGCCUGUACAUUUGGUUGUUCGAUCCUCAAAGCUCUUGCAUCUCAAUAUGGGGGGGGGUAAGAGUCUGUACGUUGUUGCUUGUCAAUCUGUACAUUUAGACCAAAUUGUAUUUGCACUGUUGGUAUGAAAGCGAGUGACAAAAUGUUAAUACACUAUUGAAUCUUUUUGUUUUUUUUUGACCAGCUUAUAAGCCUGAAAACCUCAAUUUGUGUUCAAAGCAGUGGGGAUUUUUUAAUGUCUACAUUAUUUCUAAUAAACUGUUGAAGACUCCAUGGCUGUCAACUGUCUGGCUGGCUGUAACUUCAUGUAUUCUUACUAUUUGUUGGAAUGGAAUACUUUAUUUCUAGUUGGAAUAAUCGUGUGGGAUUAUUUCGUUUGUUUGAAGGAAAGUUGUAAUAUUCCCAAGCAAGAGUUUAAAAAAAAGAAAAUAGGAUCUGUAAGUCGUGGGUAUGCUGACAGCCGUUUCAAGAAAGUGUUGUGAUUUGACUAAAAUAAAAAAAAAUUGUUCUCCUUUAAA
Sphaerodactylus townsendi is the source of this 2018-nucleotide messenger RNA. RefSeq names its product prostaglandin E synthase 3 (gene PTGES3). Gene Ontology annotation, molecular function: Hsp90 protein binding; protein-folding chaperone binding; prostaglandin-E synthase activity. Gene Ontology annotation, biological process: prostaglandin biosynthetic process; telomerase holoenzyme complex assembly; telomere maintenance via telomerase. Gene Ontology annotation, cellular component: nucleus; cytosol. The transcript has 8 exons. Lineage: Eukaryota; Metazoa; Chordata; Lepidosauria; Squamata; Sphaerodactylidae. Bases 398 to 880 code for a protein of 160 amino acids. The record is from RefSeq and is a predicted model, not a curated record.